Messenger RNA from Leucoraja erinaceus (little skate), 5887 nucleotides. It is a transcript of the gene blm, whose product is annotated as BLM RecQ like helicase. Gene Ontology annotation, cellular component: chromosome; nucleus; cytoplasm. Gene Ontology annotation, biological process: telomere maintenance; double-strand break repair via homologous recombination; DNA replication. Gene Ontology annotation, molecular function: four-way junction helicase activity; 3'-5' DNA helicase activity; hydrolase activity, acting on acid anhydrides, in phosphorus-containing anhydrides. The record is from RefSeq and is a predicted model, not a curated record. Lineage: Eukaryota; Metazoa; Chordata; Chondrichthyes; Rajiformes; Rajidae.
ACUGGGCCUAGCGGGGAACACCGGGCCUAGCGGGGAACACCGGGCCUAGCGGGGAACACCGGGCCUAGCGGGCAGCACCGGGCCUAGCGGGCAGCACCGGGCUGUCGAUUUGCAGGCGUAGCAGCUUCAGCUGAGAUGUGGUGUGGAGAAUGACUUGCUUACCACAGAACAACCUCCAGAAACAACUGGAGCUUCACUCAGAGAAAGGAGUCCCAAAUAAACUUUCACUGGGGAAGAGCAAACAAGGGGCAUUCACAUUUAAGAAGGUUCACCCCGGUACUGUUGGAACUCCCAGUCUACAGAGAUUUACCAGCACCAAUGCUCUCAAGGACAGAGAUGUCAAUGUUUUCAAACAAGCAACCGUGAGUAAGCCUGAAUCAAAACCACGUUCACCAAUACCUAAUGAACAACCACUCAAAAUCAAUAACUUUUUUGAACAUGCUGCCAAGCAGUUGGAUUCAACAUCCCGAUUUGUUGCUUCUUUGACAACAUCCCCAUCUCUGAGGCAAACUGCAACAACUGCCCUGAUUUCUAAGAAGCUUGAUCCAGAUGAGUCCUCGGGCUCUGUUAUCAGCCUGGAUGAUUGGGAUGAUCUGGAAGACUUUGAAACCCCAAAGAAAGAAAAAAGUGGUUUGAAAUCAAGUUUGUCCUCGAGCACAGAACAGUCAACACAGGAAUCAAAUAAAGUGAAACAUUCAAACACCAGUGGAUUGACUUCACCCAAAGAUCUAAAUGGAGGUGAUCGUAAUGUGAAACAUGUCAAUGGAGAACAGAAUUUGUCUUUCCUCACCAAGGAGAAUGCAAUUGUUCAGUCUCCAAGGAAUUGCUUUACAGAGUCAAAGCAGGUUAACAACCUUGAAAUCUGCCUGGUCAGUUCUCGGGAGCUUCCCCACUGUGAGGAUGAAGAUUACACCAGGUCUUUUUCUCCAAAGAAGCACAGGUCUUCAGGCCCAAGGAUCAUCUUAAGUGACGAUGACUCGGAUGGCAUUGGGAAGGAGGAUAUAGAAGAGAAAAUUGACCUUACAGAUGCUGACAGCCCUCGGAGCAGCCAGCCACAACUUGAUGCCAUUUUCACUGAGGGCAGAAACCCCGAUCACCUGGAGAAUGAGGACUGUGAAAUUGAUUUUAUUCCACCAUCCCCUGAAAGUGAUCAGGCAUCUCUGCCAUCCUUCCUCAAUUGUCUCAGUAAUUCGGCAGGAACUAAGCGAUUCGUCUCCUCACCAAAUCCACAGCCACGCGAUGAAGAUGCAACCAAAAAACUAUCAAUGACUAGAGUAGAUAAUGAUAAUUCAAUGGGGUUUAGCAAGCAACUGAUCCAAGUGAUGGAAGAUAUCUGUAUCUUAGUCGACCAGAUUCCUGUGAGUGAGCUGCAGGCUUUAUCUUGUGCAAGCCAAUUGCUUCGGCAGAGAGAGCUUCGAAAGAAGCUUUUGGCUGAUAAGAAUGAAACGCAGAAAAUACUAAAUGAAGAUACGGCAAAAGCUGCCUUCAGACCAGGGCAGACUUUAACGAAUAAUUAUUCUACCAAUACUGUUGGUUCCCCUGUUAGUGUAAAUCCUGACCGGUGGCAAAGAACAUCUAAAACCUUUAUGUUUAGGAAAUCUUGCCAGAAUACACCAACUUUGCCUGAUGAUAAUUUUCUUUAUGAGGCAGAUUUCAAUGCAAUUGAUGAAACUUCUACACCCACUGGCAGGACAGGUGUCCUUUCUGCACCUGCCACUAGCUGCAUGCAGAACAAGCCCUAUCUACAAAGAAGCAAGCUUGUUCCUUCAGUAUCGAGUUCCAAUCAGGACGCUUAUUCUCCAUGUGGUCAAAUCGCAAACGGAUCACAAAAUGAAGGUGGGGCAAGCAAGGCAGACAGACAGCCAGCAGUGUCUGCUGAAAGAACGUGUUCUACUCGUAAUCAGAGGCUACAGGGCAAGGACGCGUCGGCAAUGGAGGAUGAUUUUGAUAUUGAUAACUUUGAAUUAUACGAUUUAGAUGAAGAGAUGGAGUGUUUUUCAAAUUCGACAAGUGUUCCUGCGUCCAAUGAUUCAUUGUGUGCAAGUACUCUCCCCAUCAGGGAGGGAGGGUCCAAGAAGUCCUGGGAGACAAGAACUUUAGUACAAGAUGGCAGCACAUACUUGGCUAAUCCCUCUACAACUACCAGUGUGAAACCUCAAACCAAGCUCAGUUCCACAGGGUCUUCAAGUGAGCAAGGUCUCUCUAAAGACCCAGCUCUUGAACGUUUCCGAGGCUAUCAAUUUCCACACUCCAAAGAGAUGAUGCGAAUUUUUCACAAGAAAUUUGGGUUGCAUCAGUUCCGAACCAACCAGCUGGAAGCAAUUAAUGCAGCGCUGUUGAACGAAGACUGCUUUGUUCUGAUGCCCACUGGUGGAGGAAAGAGUUUGUGUUACCAGCUGCCAUCCUGUCUCACACCAGGAGUCACUGUAGUGAUUUCCCCACUCAAGUCACUGAUCAUGGACCAGGUGCAGAAACUGACCCUGUUUGAUAUCCCAGCAACACAACUGACUGGGAAUAAGACUGAUUCAGAAGCUGCUGCUACUUACAUGCAACUGUCCAAAAAGGAUCCCACAGUGAAGCUGCUCUACUGCACUCCUGAGAAGGUUAGUGCUAGCAACCGAUUAGUCUCAGCGCUGGUAAAUUUGUAUGAGAGGAAGCUUUUGGCUCGUUUUGUUAUCGAUGAGGCUCACUGCGUCAGCCAGUGGGGCCACGAUUUCCGUCCAGAUUACAAAAGGUUGAAUGAACUCCGGCAGAAGUUUCCUUCCACCCCAAUGAUGGCCUUGACAGCUACAGCUACCCCACGUGUACAGAAGGACAUCCUCAACCAGCUCAAGAUGCUGAGGCCUCAAGUGUUCACUAUGAGCUUCAAUCGGCACAACCUGAAAUACGAGGUCCUGCCGAAAAAGCCCAAGAAGGUUGCUGAAGAUUGCAUAGAAUGGAUCAAAAAGAACUACCCACGUGAGUCUGGAAUUAUUUACUGUCUGUCUCGGCGUGAAUGCGACACUGUAGCGGAAAAGUUAAAGAGGAACGGGAUAGCUGGUCUAGCAUAUCAUGCUGGCCUGGAGGACUCCAUCAGGGAAAUGGUUCAAAACAAGUGGAUUAACCAAGAUGGCUGUCAGGUGAUUUGUGCCACAAUUGCAUUUGGUAUGGGGAUUGAUAAGCCAGAUGUUCGCUAUGUGAUCCAUGCCACACUACCCAAGUCCAUGGAAGGGUUUUACCAAGAGUCGGGUCGUGCAGGAAGAGAUGGGGAAACUUCGCAUUGCAUUCUUUUCUACAGCUACAGUGACGUCACCAGGAUCCGGCGCAUUAUCCAGAUGAAUAAGGAGGGGAACCAGUUCACCAAGCAGACUCACUUUAACAACUUGUACAAUAUGGUCCAUUACUGUGAGAAUGUGGUGGAGUGCCGCAGGAUACAGCUGCUUGCCUACUUUGGGGAAAAGGGCUUCAACACCCAGUACUGCAAAGAACACCCAGAAGUAACUUGUGACAACUGUGUCCGGAAGAAAAAUUAUAGGACAAAAAAUGUGACAGAGGAAGUGAAGAGAGUUGUACGCUUUGUACAGGAGAAUUGCAGUGGUGGCAGUGGAAGAAAAUACAGUGCGGGCCAGCCUUCUAGCAGGCUCACCCUGAACAUGCUGAUUGACAUCUACCUCGGGUGUAAAAAUGCCAGGAUCCAGUCGGGUAUAUUUGGAGCAGGUGCUGCAUACUCCCGUCACAAUGUGGAGCGACUGUUUCGGAAAUUGGUUCUAGACCAAAUUCUGAGAGAGGAUUUAUACAUCACAGCCAAUGACCAAGCGAUUGCUUAUGCAAACGUAGGUGAAAAAGCACAGCAGAUUCUGAUGGGUUUCCUUCAAGUGGACUUUCAGGAGACGGACAAUGCCAGCAGCAUCAGGAAGCAGAGGAACUCAGUGACAAAGAACAUUUCCAAACGGGAGGAGAUGGUGAAGAAGUGUCUCGCUGAGUUGACCGAACUCUGCAAACGUCUGGGCAAAGUCUAUGGGGUCCAUUACUUCAACAUUUUUAACACUGCCACCAUCAAAAGAAUUGCAGAGACACUGUCGUCAGACUCUGAGGCCCUACUGCAGAUCGAUGGAGUUACUGAGGACAAACUGGACAAAUACGGAGGUGAACUUGUUGAAGUUCUCCAAAAAUAUUCCGAAUGGCAGCUACCAGAAGAGGAAGUUGGUGAAGCUGAUGCUCCCAAUGGCUGGAUAGACUGCCAGAGAAACCAGGAUGAAGAGGAGUCGGAGGAAACCUCAGCGUACUUCAACAAAGGCAAAGGUGGCCCCAUGAGGAAGCGAAAAAGGGCCCCACAUUACAAGAGGGCAAAGAAACGGAAAACCGGAUAUAACAGCCAGCAACCUUCAAAAAGCACCAAUGUGAAGAAUCCGACAAGUUCCAAGCAUUUCAACCAUGGACCGAGCACGGGUGCCAGGCGGCCAGGAGUAAUGCCACUGCCAGUUCCUCGUGGCAGCACCAACCAACGGUCUUUCCUCAAGCCUUCCUACUCUUUAAGUUAACCCUUGGUUUUCGCCUGACAGUGCGCAAUCCUUCACAUUCCUGUGCAAAGAGCAAAUGGAUGGUGUGGGACUGGAUCUAUAAGGAAAAUGGAAUCCCAACGCAUUUUCUUGUUAGUUUAAUUCAAGUUCCAAGUCUGCCAACCUGGAAAAGAUCUGAUGAAUUAAGCUGCUGUUUUGUUGAAUCCAAUCCAUCUCAUUUGAUUAAAGACUAUCCACUAUGGCAAAUUAAGGUAGUACCCUCUGAGUUAUGCUGCUACAUUGAUCAGCAGUCAAAGCUACUUUUGCUUCAAUACAUUGGUGGCUGUGAAGACGUAACAUUUAAAAUCUAAGGUACUUUGUACCCGAAGAAUACUUUUGCUUUGAGACCAGGGUGGAAUUCCUUGACAAUAAAUCUCAUGUUGUGUUCACUUAAUGUCUGAUCCCUAAAGCUGUUUUAUUUAACUGGCCAGUUCCUCUAAACCACUGUGGAAUUGCAAUGUUGCUUAAAUUUAACAAUUUAGGAUGUUUGCUGUUUUUUAAAUCUGUCUAUAAAAUCUGUAUUCUUCAUGAUAUGUGUCAUAUGUAAAUUAAAUUAAUUCUAUAUUUUAAUUCUUGAAGCUAGGUUACCAGGUUUGGAAAUUGUAUUUAUGCUGUGAAAUUCAAUUGUUCAGUAAUUUAUUUUUGCCUGCCCCUUUUUUAUUCAUCCUUAAUAUUCUGUAGCCUCGCUCACUUGAAAAGUGUCAGAUUUUCAUUCCUGACCAAGUUUUUUGAAGGUCACUCAGGUGGGAGAUGGUAUCUGUUUGGUUGUCGAUCCCAUUUUGCUUACCUUCUCCUUCUCUGUGCUUUCUGUGCAUAAUACUGCUGGUAUAAUGCUCAUGUCCAAGUAUAAAACCUGAUGUCAUAUUUAGACACAAAAUGCUGGUGUAACUCAGCAUGACAGGCAGCAUCUCUGGAUAGAAGGAAUGGGUGACGUUUCGGGUCGAGACCUUCUUCAAACCUAUCUAAAGAAAGGUCUCGACCUGAAACGUCACCUAUAUUUAUUGGGUUCAUAUUGUACAUUAAUUAUGCACAGAAUCUUAAAGUAACUUAAACUACAAAAUAAAGGGAUCCUGGGCUGCCAAGUUUAUUCUGAAGAACAAGAAUAAACAAUAAACUGACAAUUAGUCUAGUAGCUAAUUUCAUGUAUCCUCAAUGUGUCAAUCAAGUGUGUUGCCACAAGUUAAGUUUCAAAGGUCACAAAAUGGAUCUUUCCAGCUGAAUUUUUGCAUUCCAUGAAUACAAAGCUAGGGUUUCAGUUUUAACAGUUGUAUUAUGGUAAAACGUGAAAUAUUUACUUGAAUUGUUAUAGAAUACGCAUGGUCCAAUAAAGGAUUAGAAAUUUUACUGGU